Dromaius novaehollandiae (emu) is the source of this 697-nucleotide messenger RNA. Its product is annotated as myelin P2 protein. Gene Ontology annotation, cellular component: myelin sheath; cytosol; nucleus. The record is from RefSeq and is a predicted model, not a curated record. Gene Ontology annotation, molecular function: fatty acid binding. The transcript is spliced from 4 exons. Gene Ontology annotation, biological process: membrane organization; fatty acid transport. The coding region runs from base 96 to 494 and encodes 132 amino acids. Lineage: Eukaryota; Metazoa; Chordata; Aves; Casuariiformes; Dromaiidae.
GGCUGAGUCGGCCACACAGUCCCUCUGCCUCCCUGCAAGAGCUGCUGUUGCCGCUGCCUUUCCUUUGAGGGCCGCUGCCUUGUAAAGCCAAUACGAUGUGUAACCGAUUUGUGGGAACCUGGAAGCUCGUCUCCAGCGAAAAUUUUGAUGAUUAUAUGAAAGAAUUGGGAGUGGGCUUAGCUGCCAGGAAACUAGGUGGCCUGGCAAAGCCCGAUGUUAUCAUCAGUAUGAAAGGGGACAUAGUAACUAUCAGAACUGAAAGCACCUUCAAAAACACAGAGAUCUCCUUCAAACUGGGCCAGCAGUUUGAUGAAACGACAGCAGAUGACCGGAAAGUCAAGAGUGUUGUAACCCUCGAGAAAGGGUCAUUGGUGCAAGUGCAAAAGUGGAAUGGCAAAGAGACCACAAUAAGGAGAAGACUGGUUGAUGGGAAAAUGGUGGUGGAAUGUGCCAUGAAAGGAGUUGUCUGCACUAGAAUCUAUGAGAGAGUGUGAAGAAAUUCCUCCACUGCACCAGACUGGAACUGGCUCUUAAAACUCAGCUUAGUUCAGUGACCAAAGCUUCAUGCUUCUUUAUUUUCUUAUUUCCUUUUAUUGGGAAAAAGACUACAUUAUAAUUUGAUAUUUCAGAGCCAUAGUGUAACUAAUCCAAAGUAUUGUGGUGAUUCAAUAAACGCUUCUCAACAUAUAAAAUAGUA